AUGAUCACAGAUCACAAAUCUCUGCGCACGAUCAACAACAAGGUGGAACAACCAGCUCGGAUACUGCGUUUUCUCGAUGCUAUCAAGCACUACCAGAUCCGAAUCCUCUAUCGACCUAGUAAGGCACACGUACUAGCCUAUUACCUCUCCAAGCCGCCAGAAGAGAUGAUAUUUCCAACAAAAGAGGUCAUUGAUCUGACCAAUCCCCAACAAAAGGAUCCCGAGAUUCGUGAGAUCCAGCAGCCACACCAGCUGAAUUCACUGGAUUUACAAGCCAUCUACGAAUAUCUGACACUCGACGAGAAGCUGCCAGAGGGACUCGAGCCAGGAUGA
Messenger RNA from Anthostomella pinea, 333 nucleotides. The record is from the annotation of a GenBank genome assembly. NCBI's taxonomy places the organism in Eukaryota, Fungi, Ascomycota, Sordariomycetes, Xylariales, Xylariaceae.